AUGGGGGAGGAGGAGCUCUCAGGGAUGGCCAGCCUCCUGUCUGGGGAUCCUUCUCCCUCCCCUGCUGAGUCUGCAGAAGACCAAGGCCUGGUCCAAGCAGGGAGCAUGGAGACAGACAUGAUGGUCCCUGGGAGCUGCAGACCCCCACCCCAGGAGUUGGUGACAUUCCAGGAUGUGACCGUAGACUUCACCCCAGAGGAGUGGGGCCUCUUAGACCAUCCUCAGAAGGACUUGUACAAAGAGGUCAUGCUGGAGAAUGCUCAGAACUUCCUCUUCGUGGAAGAAGAGACUGGACCUGAAAUGAGAGAGACUACUGCAAAGCUAAGGAUUUCUGUGAAAGAAACUCACAAAGAGAGCUAUAUGUGUGAUGGUCCCUGUAACUUCACUGGGAGAAAAAUCAGUGUUGUGUUUCACAGAAUCCACACAGGAAAGAAACCUUAUAAUUGUCAUCAUUGUGGGAAAGACAUGAGUCACCAGUCAUCCCUGAUUUGCCAUCAAAAAAUUCAUACUGGAGAGAAACCACAUGAGUGUCAUGAAUGUGCUGAACCUUUUAGUGAACACUCAUCCUUCAUUAUUCAUCAGAAAAUCCACAAUGGGGAGAAACCAUAUGAAUGCAAUCAAUGUGGAAAGACUUUUACAAAAAACUCUAAUCUUACUGUACAUAAGAGAAUCCACACUGGGGAGAAACCUUAUGAAUGUAAUCAAUGUGGAAAGUCUUUCACAGUGAACUCCAAUCUUGCUGCACAUCAGAAAAUUCACAGUGGGGAGAAACCAUAUGAAUGUAAUCAAUGUGGAAAAGCUUUCAUGAAAAACUCUAAUCUCACUGUACAUAAGAGAAUCCACACUGGGGAGAAACCUUAUGAAUGUAAUCAAUGUGGAAAGUCUUUCACAGUGAACUCCAAACUUGCUGCACAUCAGAGAAUCCACACUGGGGAGAAACCUUUUGAAUGUAAUCAAUGUGGAAGGGCUUUCAAUUUAAGGAAUAGUCUUGUUGUACAUCAGAGCAUCCAUGCCAGAGAGAAACCAUAUGAAUGUAAUCAAUGUGGAAAGGCUUUUAAAAAAAACUCUAAUCUUACUGUACAUAAGAGAAUCCACACUGGAGAGAAACCUUAUGAGUGUAAACACUGUGGAAAUGCUUUCAAUUUAAGGUAUAAUCUUACUGUACAUCAGAGAAUCCACGCUGGAGAGAAACCUUUUGAAUGUAAUCAAUGUGGAAAGGCUUUCACACAGAGCUCCAGUCUUGCUACACAUCAGAAAAUCCAUGCUGGAGAGAAACCUUAUGAAUGUAAUCGAUGUGGAAAGGCUUUCACACAGAGCUCCAGUCUUGCUGCACACCAGAGAGUCCACACUGGAGAGAAACCUUAUGAGUGUAAUCAUUGUGGAAAGGCUUUCAGUUUAAGGUGUAGUCUUACUGUACAUCAGAGAAUCCACGCUGGAGAGAAACCUUUUGAAUGUAAUCAAUGUGGAAAGGCUUUCACACAGAGCUCCAGUCUUGCUGCACAUCAGAAAAUCCACACUGGGGAGAAACCUUAUGAAUGUAAUCAAUGUGGAAAGGCUUUCACAAAAAACUCUAGUCUUACUGUACAUCAGAAAAUCCACACUGGAGAGAAACCUAAUGUGAUAAAAACUUUUAUGUAGACUGUCACUUUGCUAUACAAAUGUGAUGCAAGCAAAGACCAAGAGAUAUAAUUUCUGGACUCAAUUAAUUAUUGCAAGUGAAUAAUUAACAGAAGAAUGGUUGUUUAGCUAUCUCCUGUCAACCAAAGAGGAAUCAUGGAGGCCUGUAAACACUUACAUGCCCUUAGAUAAGUGGGUAUAACCAACAGGCGUAAAACAAUUCUAAUUGGUUAAAACCUAGUAAGAAUGUGUAUUAUAAUAGGUGGUAGAGAUAUUCUACUGAGUGGCUGGGGGAUAUGACUCAUGACUCCAUCUUGGACAGAGAGACUUAUCUCUAUCCAGAUCUGUUUGACUAAAGCACAAUGGUCCUGAAUUCACCUAGACUAAAGUCUCUUUACCUUUUGGUCAGGUCUAAACUUUCCCAGUUGGCUAAGUCUUGUCCAAGAUUUCAUCUCAUUGUUAUCCCUGCCUUUCAGAGGUUGACUGAAUCACCUACAGGGGCUGAUUUCUGAACAAGGAAGGGGAAAGAUGGCAAAUGCUUAAUCCUAAUUCAAUAAUUGGUUAUUAAUAUGAGAGAACCCAUUCUAGAGGAUAUAUCUCAUUAACAUAAUCAAUAAGAAAAGUGUUCAGGCUGAAGUCAUUCCUUAUUUCCCAUCAGAAUUCACAUGUGGUAGAAAUCCUAUUCCUGUAAUGAAUGUAGAAAGACAUUCAGAUGGACUAUAGAACUUGUUAGACAACAGAAAUUUUGCCUUAUGGACAAGCCCUAUGUGGACUCAGUUGGGAAGGUCUGCAGCCAGAGAUCAUCUCUUCCUUUACAUGAAGGAUUCAUAGUAGAGAGAACACUUAUGAAUGUGCUCAAUGUGAACCUGCCUUUUCCUGGAAGAGGCAAGUCACUAGAUACCACAAUAGUCACACUGGAAGGAAGCCUGAUAAAAGCAGUAAUUGUCAGAAGGACUUCACCUGGAGCUCAUAAAUUUGUGUACAUUAUGUACCAUAAUGUGUACAUUGGAGUAAUCUUCCUGGAGAUAAAACUUAUGGAUCUAAUUAAUGAGGGAUGGCCUCGCCCUGCAGCACACACCUCACUAGACAUCACAUAUUUUAUAUAGUGCAUGAAGCCCUAAAAAUGGACUGAAUUUUUCUCUGAAAUCCCAAGGUCUCUCAUGACUCUCCUGAAAUAUUCCAUGGCCCCCUAGGGUGAAGCCUGCCACUGGCUUGCUCACUUAACUGCACUCUCCUCCCACUAUAGUAAGACACCUUUCCUGCUCACACUCCAAGUUCUCCUAGGCUGGUAAUCUGCUUCACUGCUCCAAAAUUGGUUCUGAGCCAUUAUUGUAAGGUUGUUUGGAAGGGAAUUUGGAAGAGCCCACCUUCCCAUCUUGGCUCCAGAAGUCCCCAUGCCCAUUUUUGCAGGAAAUAUUCCCUUGAGAGCUCAAAUUUUCUUGAAAAGAACUC
Messenger RNA from Trichosurus vulpecula (common brushtail), 3069 nucleotides. RefSeq names its product zinc finger protein OZF-like. Gene Ontology annotation, molecular function: DNA-binding transcription repressor activity, RNA polymerase II-specific. The record is from RefSeq and is a predicted model, not a curated record. Gene Ontology annotation, biological process: negative regulation of transcription by RNA polymerase II. The coding region runs from base 1 to 1638 and encodes 545 amino acids. NCBI's taxonomy places the organism in Eukaryota, Metazoa, Chordata, Mammalia, Diprotodontia, Phalangeridae. The transcript has 5 exons.